Molecule: messenger RNA, 985 nt
Organism: Malania oleifera
Lineage: Eukaryota; Viridiplantae; Streptophyta; Magnoliopsida; Santalales; Ximeniaceae
Product: small ubiquitin-related modifier 1-like
Exons: 3
Coding region: 402-716 (104 amino acids)
Biological process (GO): protein sumoylation
Cellular component (GO): nucleus
Molecular function (GO): protein tag activity; ubiquitin-like protein ligase binding
Source: RefSeq, a predicted model, not a curated record
GGAAUCCAAAUUCUAAUUCAAUAUAAUUUUUUCCUUUCAACACUCUUGACUUCAAAAAGAUCGCUUACUUCAGGAGUACCCCUCUCGCGCGUACGUAAUACAAACGUACCCUCGAUCGCGGACAUCCACCGUUAUAAUUUGAGAGCAUUUUGGUAAUUUAAGUAACACCUAGAAACACACAAAGGCUGGCUGUGUUUACCAAAAUACCCUUUAAUCUGUAAUUUCGCGAGUAGGCGUGUGGUAGCGAAUGAAAGCUCACAUAGCGUAUGUGUAACGCUCUUGCUCUCUUUUUAAACUCGAUUGUCUCUCCGGCCGACGCUGUGUGUUGCAGAGAAAACCCUAAUCGGUGACGCCCGUUGCCAGCUAGAGCAAACGCUAGAGGUCAGGAAGGAAGGAAGAAGAUGUCUGCAACUGGAGGCGGUGGCGGUGGGCAGGAGGAGGACAGGAAGCCCGUUGAUCAGUCUGCUCACAUUAACCUCAAGGUCAAGGGCCAGGAUGGUAAUGAGGUGUUCUUUAGGAUCAAAAGAACCACCCAGCUGCGGAAGCUCAUGACAGCCUACUGUGACCGACAAUCAGUGGACUUCAACUCUAUUGCUUUCUUAUUUGAUGGGCGUAGACUGAGGGCAGAACAGAGUCCAGAUGAGCUUGAAAUGGAGGAUGGAGAUGAAAUUGAUGCGAUGCUGCACCAAACUGGAGGUGGGCAAGGCAGUACUUGAGGCAGAAAUGGGACUUAAAUGGCCGUGGGAGUUUGCUGCAAAUGAUCUCAGUGUCAUCUAUGGAGAUAUAUGUUCAUGUAAAGAAAAAUAGGAUAUGUUUUAUGACUGAACAAGUUUGCACCUAAAGUAGUGGAGGCUUUUGUCUGUUGGGUCUUAGUAGGCCUCAAUAUGCCGACACCUAUCUUUAAUUACCAUAAUUUGUUUCAGGUUCUGACUAAAUGUUCUUGGGAGACCUCAUAUUAAUCCGCUCUUUUUUUAUUUUUUAUUUA